Messenger RNA from Symbiodinium sp. CCMP2592, 1971 nucleotides. NCBI's taxonomy places the organism in Eukaryota, Dinophyceae, Suessiales, Symbiodiniaceae. The record is from the annotation of a GenBank genome assembly.
AUGGAAACGAUGCACAAUGUUGCCUACGAACAGGUGCAGGUCGAGAAGACACCCGAGGGGGCCGCUCGCAUGAAACGGUACAUCGCUCUGGAGUGGCCCAACUUGGUCUUGUCUAUCAUGCAAUCCGCCUUGGACCGCCAUCAUCUCGAAGACAUCGUGUGGAACGUGGAUCCCGAGGACGUUCCUUCAUUGCUGAAUGUGCAUUUCAAGCACACCGUGGCCACUCUGAGGCGGCUGGCAGAGUUCGGGCUCCUCUACGGGUCGUUCCCAUGGCGGUUCUUUCUGGUGUGCGACAGCGAUGAUCACGUGGCAGCCCGGACGCUCAAGGAGAUGAAGGACGAGUGGACGUUCCUGCUCCGCCAGGAAGAGGCCGCUCCGAAUGCUCAUGGAUCCUUUCCAUUGUCGCAGGUCAUCUGGUUGCGGUGGCGAGUCUACCGGGAAGUCAUGACCUUUGCGGAGGAAAGGGACUUCCGCCUGUGCGAGGAGGUCCGGCAGCUCAUCAAGGCCUACCAGGCCUCUCCGAGCUCCACGCUGGGAUGCGAAGACGCCUUUCGCUCGCUCCGGAAGGCCGAAAGGAAGAAGGGCGGAGGAGAGGCCGCUCCAUCGCAGCUGCAGGCUCAAGCCGUGAAGGCUUGCAGCGAGAGGUUCGGUGGAGACGGCGGGUUCCAGGUGGCCGAGGUCGCUCCUUCGCAGAUCCACUCGAUCCCGGUGAAGCAGACUGUGAAGGCCAGUGUCUACACGGCCGCUCGGAGCACAGGACCUGAGACUGGACUCUCUUUCUUUUCGGGCAUGGUACGUGAGGCGACUGUCAGCCCUUAUUUCCUCACACGGAAAUGCAUCAACCUCUGGAACAUGUUCAAGCGGAAGGAAGGAGAUCUGUCAGACGCAUGGCUUGCAGAGUUGUCCAGACCCGGGCAGGUGCUGAACGCCGGCCGCGACUACUGGUUGGUCGUGGAGUCCUUCGACGGCGGUCGCGAGAUGGUGGCGGUCGUUCCCACAAACGAAUGCUAUUUGCAGGACGUUUCUCCACCGAAGUUGGAGGAUUCCAACGUUUGUGGGGCCGUUCCAGUGCUGCAGGGCGGCAAGAUGGUUCUGAGGCUGGGGACCCCGACGCCUUUGAUGAACCAUGCCCUGCAAAACUAUGCUUCCCGCCUGUCGUUCAAUUGCCUGAGGCAGCUCUGCAGCUUCUGCAAUGUUCGGCCGAAGUCUACGAAGAAGAGCUGUGCCGAGGCCGUUCUGGCCCACCUGGCUUAUACCAAGGAACAGAUGGACGAGAUCUUGCGGACGUUCAAGUCCAAAGGCAAGGAGGAGGAGGCCGAGGACGAAGAGGAUGCGGUGCAAGAAGGCGAACCGGUUUUGGGUGUGGACACAGUCUGCGAAGCCAAGAUCUUGAGCAAACUCUUGCAGAAGCUGGAAGAGACGGAAGCUCAGGAGACGCCGAACAAGUCCGGAAUGCCGGAGAAGGCCGCUCAGGAAGCAGCAGGACACGGACCGUCCGAGCAGGAGCCCGCUGAGCCCGCUCCGGCCGAAACAAAGCGGCCCUCCCCUGCGACUGCGAGCGGCGGAGUCGUUCCUUGGACGGAGGCCGAUCGUGGUGUUCACGAUAGGCCCGAUGUCGCCAAGGAGAAGAUUCCGGACAGGUGCAGGCUCGCCAUGCACACACCUGACAACGCCUCGCCUUUCAUACAGGGACAUCUCCCCGCUGAUGAGACUUGGAGGGGCCGUUCCAGCACCUCCCGUGCAUUCCGGCCACUCAGCAGUGAGCAAACAGUGCAAGGUCGUGCAACCAGAACAUACGACUCAGCUUUGGCGGAAGUUCUCGAGUUUCUGUGGUCCUGGCACGAGGCCAAGACUCAUUCCUCGGCGGAUUUGGCCGCUUCUAGUACUGCGGUUGAUCAUCCAAAGGGCGACGGGGUCCCGGAUCCCUCUCCCGCUUCCGAAGCGCCUCGCAAGAAACGCAAGGUUUCAUAG